AUGGCAUCCAUGCGCCGUGCCAGCGGUAGAGGAGGAAGAGGUGUACGAGUCGCGGAUGACGUUGUGCACGUGGCGGGGGAGGUGGAAACCGAGGGGAAAUUCGUGAAGGAGGCGGAACGACACAGUGAGGCGAGGAAUGAUGAAACUUUGGCGAGCGAAACGGGCACGCCAUCGCCAGCGCAAGAGCGUUCUUUAGGGGCGGCAAACUCUGUCAUGGCACCGCCCCCGCGUUUCUCGGAGGUCUCUCCCGUGUCGAAGGAAGGAACUCGUUCUUCUAGAAAACGUUUCCGCCGCGCCGACAGUCCACAAGAAGGAGAAGAAGAAGGCGAGGAAGAAGCGGAGGCACAGGAGCCGCAGAUGCGUCACACCAUUGCUGACAGUCGUUGCAGCGCUACCAGCGCCAUCACAAGGGGGAGGCCGAGCGGCAACAUGAUGUAUGAAGAUGAGGGAUUCUUUCAUGACUUGAGCGCCAUGCAACCGUUGCGCAUACACCUUGGUGUGUGCCCGUUGCCAGGCGAUGCGACGACUGUGAGGACGACAUCCAUUUCAUCGUCACUGCUCACGGAGGGGGAAACCUCCACCACGGCGCUGCUGCUGGAACCCCGGAAGUUUUUCACGUUGCCUGAAGAAAAAGGAGGGAAAGAUAUAGUUGGCUGGGCCGCCGCUUUUCCUUCUGUUGCGGUGGAAUUGCCGGGAGAAGGCGUGUACAACAAUGCCUCUGUUUCUGUAACCGUCAUGUUGGCACCGUAG
Trypanosoma cruzi is the source of this 750-nucleotide messenger RNA. RefSeq lists its product as uncharacterized. NCBI's taxonomy places the organism in Eukaryota, Euglenozoa, Kinetoplastea, Trypanosomatida, Trypanosomatidae. The coding region runs from base 1 to 750 and encodes 249 amino acids. The record is from RefSeq and is a predicted model, not a curated record. The transcript has a single exon.